Scaptodrosophila lebanonensis is the source of this 9182-nucleotide messenger RNA. It is a transcript of the gene Set2, whose product is annotated as probable histone-lysine N-methyltransferase CG1716. NCBI's taxonomy places the organism in Eukaryota, Metazoa, Arthropoda, Insecta, Diptera, Drosophilidae. The coding region runs from base 225 to 8366 and encodes 2713 amino acids. Gene Ontology annotation, molecular function: histone H3K36 methyltransferase activity; protein binding. Gene Ontology annotation, cellular component: nucleus; chromosome. The transcript has 6 exons. Gene Ontology annotation, biological process: regulation of DNA-templated transcription. The record is from RefSeq and is a predicted model, not a curated record.
CUUAUGUAGCUAAUUAAAACAUGGAUGGAAGUGCAUAAACAAAUUGCAAGAUUUAUGUAAGGAUGUGUAUGUGUGUGUUGGGGAGAGUCAGAUUACAGUUAUUUAGGCUAUGGCUAACUGUUAGUGAAAAUUUAUUUAGCAUCAAUGCGGCGGGUUGUUUUUAAUAGUGCAGGAUUGAUUUGACAGAUGGUGAGCUUAGCCAAUUGAUUGUCAAUGUCACUGCCAUGGACGAUUCUCCAAUAUCAAACUUGAAUGCUGCGGUUGUGGCAGUGGUACCGCGUAAGCGAGUCGGCCGACCACGCAAGACCAGCGCACAGUCCCAGCCGGCUGAGGCACCGGUAGCAACAACAAGUAAGGCAGCCUUAACUACGGAUGAUGCUAGUGGGGGUAGUUGCAGCGUCGGCGCCGAUUUGGAUAUUACACGCACUCUAGAUCCCUCGCCAACGCUGAGCGAAUGUCGGCGAAGUUCCCGUAAAAAGAUCAUCAAGUUCGAUGUACGUGAUUUGCUUAACAAAAAUCGCAAGCAACAUAAAAUACAAAUAGAAGCCCGCAUAGAUUCCAAUGCGCCGCCGGCAAUAGCGAAGACGGCAACAGCAACAACACCCGCAGCAAUACCAGCAACAACGCCGGCAACAGGAGCAGCAACUGGGAAUCGCCGCUUCUCCAUGUUCGAAACUGGAAAGAAACCGACACCUCUGGUGCCAGUCACGCCUCCAAUGCCAGUGCAUGCGCUGGAAUUAUUUGCGAAGCCUAAAGCAACACAAAGCCUAAUUGUGGCGCAGGUGAGCAGCACAGAGGAGAAGGAAAAGCAAGUGCAUUCCACCACUUUCUUGAACUUAUUAAGUCCCCAUUUGAUGGCGCCGAUAGCAUUUGCGGCUUCAGGGAUCCCACUAGGAGCACGCAAACGCGGACGUCCGCGCAAGAAGCUGUCUGCCAACAUUCAGACGGAACCCAAGAAGAGGGCAACAGAAUCACCCUCGACCCCAUUAGUAGAGGUAGCAGUAGCAGCAGCAGCGUCGAUUAAAUCUGAAACUAUAGGGUCUCCAGAAGCACGAAGUUUUAGUUACUCAGACUCCGAUACUACCUCGACAUGCACUUCCAACGGAAGCUCCGAGUUCUCUGAAGGCCAGCCGAACAGCAGACACAAAUUGCGCGUGAAGGUGAAAAGAAUAAAGGAUAUGAGUGCGCAUACCUCCUCCUCCGACUCGGACUCUAUAAGUCUAUCUCCCUCGGUAACUGUUGUAGAUGUAUCCAAUUCGUCAUCGUCCUUGUCAGGGCCGAGAAAUCGGCGAACAAAAUCAGCGGCUGCCGGCGAGAAUGCAAAGAAAGAGCAGCUGCUGUUGGCCGUGCAGGAUGAAAACGCUUUGGAUGUUAAUUUGGCGCAAGAGACGCCCCAGGCGACGACGGAAAUAAAAACGGGGACAGGGGAUUUGGAUGUGGAUGUGCUGCCGGAGAGCAACUCAGACUCUCAGAUAAUAUUUGUGGAGAUCGAGCCAACCCGAGAGAAACAAGCACCAAAGGAGAAGGUUCGGGAAACUGACCAGUCAUCGGAUGCAUCGGAAGAUUUGACAGACUUUCAGGAAUUUUUAGAGCAGAGAUCCGAUAAACUAAGACCAGAGGCUCAAGCAAUAAAGUAUUUAAUGGAUAAGUUCCUUGAUCGGGGGCCGAGGCAGGAGAGCGGAAGUACUCAACAUUCGUCACCAGGUGCCAAACGACGUAGUCAGCGAGCAGGUGGACGACCCAGCGACAAUGCUGUCGCCAGCCAAGGAACACUCAAAAAAAUGACGCUGGAGGAGACAUUUGCUGAGAUAGCCGCAAAGAGUAGCGAGCAAAUAAAGCUGGAAGCGACUGAAAUACUCAGCAAUAGCCGACCAGAAAUGGGAGAUUUUGGAGUGCUUACAAAAGUAGAAAAUCAAACAAUAUAUCUCUCCAAAGAGCAACAAUAUGUGGUGAAACUGUCAAAGCAGAUACCAAACCAAGUAGAGAAGACAGACCAACUUUCGAGUAAUUCGACGCAGCACAAGAACAAGGAGGUUAACAAAGAGGAAGAUUUUAUUGCGUGGCUGACAUCAACUAUCUCAGAAGACAUGAGUGAGCAGCAACGACAACAGCAGCCGACGCCAGCACUAAGCGAGACUCCCAGUACUUCUACACCCUCUUCAAAAGUAAAAGAAUUCUGCGAGAGUCCUGUGCAAAGUGAAGAGAUAAAUCCAACCGAAGUAAUUCAGCCACCAACAUCAGAUAUUCCGAUUGAUGCUCCGCUGCAGCAGCAGAAAAUGGCACAAAAGACGGCUGCCAGUGAGUGUGGUUUCUUAUUAAAGUCUACUGAAAGCAAUGCUGCCGAAGCCACUCCGCCAAAGGUGGUUGAUAAUGUAGAAAAGAAAGGGUCUCAAGUCCCAGGCGAAUCCUCCAGUGACGAUAAGAACCCUCAAAAAAAUAUAGGAAGCACUCCAGGCAUGAAGAGCGUCCAACCACCUGCAGUUUCCUGCGAAAGCCAACCGUUUAAGAAAAUUAUUAAUAAAAAUGAAAUUACUCCAAUUGCGUCACAGCUUAUAAUAGCCAACAUUUUGGGAACACCAACAUCAGAUAUUCGUGCCGACAGUUCUCAGCAAAUGAAUCAGCCCCAAGCACAUAAAGAUGCUCUGAGCGGCAGUGAAAAUUCAAAAUCUACAGAUAAAAACAUUACAGUCUCAAAACACGUCUACGAAAAAGAAGAUUCCCUUACCACCGCUACAAAGCCGGAGCAAACCAAGACAGUGCAGACACCUACACAAGAUAUCCCCCAUAGUUCUCCGUAUCGACAGCAAAAGGAAGUGUUCCAUGCACAAAAAGAAUGCCAUAUUGGAAGUGGAUCUCUUUCAAGUGCUAGAGAAAAAAUAGGACUUUCAGCUGCAACAGUCACCUGUGUUCCAAAGGGAGAAAAUAUAAAGAAAUCAACUACAGAUGUAUUAACUGAGUCUCCUCCGCAACAAAAUAAAAAUCAGCCUGAACAACAAAAAGAAGCUUCCACCGAGAAAUAUUCUUCAAACGUUACGGAAAGCAAUAAUGUACUGCCAGCCUCAACGGCUUCCUACGAAAUUAGUCUGCCAAAGCAAGAUUCUAAUGCUGAGAGCUCGCCGAAUGCUCAUACAGAGCUAAAGCGACCCGAGGCAAUGCAGAAAACAGCACUGGAUACUCCCAUUGAUUCUCUCCAUCAGCAGGAAAAGACAGAAACGCAAGCACAGAAAGAUGAAGCAUCUUCAAAGGUUAAAGAAAUUGUCGUUUCGGAUGUGAUGAGCCUUUCAUCCACCAGUGACUUCAACGAUACCUGCGUGACAAAUAAUGAGCUGCAAGAAAUUAAACCACUUCAGGAAACAUCUGCAGGUGUUCCGACUGAUUCCACACUGCAGCAGAAGCAGCAGGGGAAAAAACACCUUGCCGGAUCAAAAUAUGAUCCCAGUACGAGUGAUUCCCCUACGGUUUCUAACGAAGGCAUUUUACAGAGCGAAUUGUCUUUCGACUUUCCUUCCGUUUCUACCGGGAUGCAAAGCGAAGUGCUGCAGACACAAGCAUUAGAUGUUAUCACUGAUCUUCCGGUGCAGCAGCAAACGAAGCAGCUCCCAACACAAAAAGAAUCGCCCCCGGGGAGUGGAGCCAAACAGCAGCGGCCUGUGACCUUUUUUGAAUGCGAUGCACUUUUUAAAGCCAUGGACAAGGCUUCGGCUCAGAUUCGUCUCGGAGAGAAGAGCAAAAAGAAACUGAAGCAGGAGGCCAAAAAGCCGGAUAGCAAAGUACCAGGCAGUGGAGUCAAAUCUACAGAUAUUGGGAGUUGUGCCGAUAUUAUCGAUGGCAAUUCUAAGGCUGAUUUUCAAUUGGAUAAGAUAAGCGGAAGUCCACCGCCAUCGCGCGGAGCCAGUUCCGACUCGAGUCGCGUGUCCACGCCUUGUCCCUCCGAAACCGGAGUAGCCAAGCGUCCUGGUGGUCGGAGCAAUAACAAAAAGCCGAUCAAGCUCAUGGCAACAUCGCGAAGAAAUACCAUGUUUGAGGAGCGCAUAGCAAUGGAAAACGCCGGCAGCAAUGCGUUAAUGAAGCGUCGGAAUUCUGUGCAUCCCAAGGUCAGUCCAUCGCCAACAUCCACUCCUCGAUCUUCAACAUCCUCGCCAAUGCCCUCUGAACAAGUUGUUGAUAGUACUGAGACUCACAAGCAAAAAACAGUUGACGAACCCCAAAAAUUGGAUAAGACCAACAAAAGCAGCCUUGGUGUUUCCAAGAAGAAGAGAAAGAAGGCACCUAAUUACCUGCUUCGACAGGACUCUUUAGAUUCAACCUCCUCGGCCUCGCAAUCUGCCUUCAAGCAGCAAAGCAAGCCAAUGCGCAAGCGAAAAGCGAAUGAUGCACUCCAACUAGCGCUAAUAGAGACCGAAUCCUCGGAAUCCACAUCAUCCUCUAGUAAAAUGCCACGCUUCCUGGACACCAGCGCCAUACAUACACCGGCACCCUCUUCCCCGGCUACUACAGGCACUUCACCCGAGCUGGAGGCACCCGACCCUCUCAAGGAUAUUGCCAAAUUUAUAGAGGACGGUGUGAAUCUGUUGAAACGCGAUUACAAGCUGGACGAUGAUGAUGAUGUUAAUAAUGUGGUGUCCACAAUAUCUGCUUCGUCAUCGCCCAAGACAGAUGUUAAUAAUUCCGACUCCAUGACUUUGGAGUUCGAGAAGCGUGUGGCCCAGAUGGAGACGCCCGCCAUUACACCAGAACCGACGCCAGCACCUUCGCCCUCACCCUCACCAAUGCCUAGCAAUUCGGAGGACUUGCCUGUAGGCAAUAGUGGGGUCCGUCGCUCCCAUCGCAUCAAGCAGAAGCCUCAGGGUCCAAAGGCGAGUGUCGGUCGCGGUGUUGUACGAGAUACAGAUCGUAUAUGCACUGGUGAUGAUGGAGAAGCAGUGCAGCCAGCGAUAUCCAUGGAGGAUCAGCUAACAGAGUUGGCCCACAUCGAAGCCAUCAACGAAGCCUUUUUGCGCAAUGAAGGUCUCAAUACGUUCAAGAUGAUUCGGGAAAACUUUUAUCAGUGUGCUCGUCAGGUGAGUCAGGAGAAUGCUGAGAUGCAGUGUGACUGCUUUCUCACCGGAGAUGAGGAAGCUCAGGGCCAUCUUUGCUGUGGAGCGGGCUGCAUUAAUCGUAUGCUCAUGAUCGAGUGCGGGCCGCUGUGCACCAAUGGGGAUCGAUGCACAAAUAAGCGCUUCCAGAAACGUCAAUGCUGGCCCUGUCGCGUCUUUCGCACCGAAAAGAAAGGUUGCGGCAUUACGGCGGAGCUGCAAAUACCACCUGGGGAGUUUGUCAUGGAGUAUGUGGGGGAGGUGAUCGAUAGCGAGGAGUUUGAGCGUCGCCAAUACCGCUAUUCAAAGGACAAAAACCGCCACUACUACUUCAUGGCAUUGCGUGGCGAGGCGAUCAUCGAUGCGACAGCCAAAGGGAAUAUCUCUCGUUACAUCAAUCACUCCUGUGAUCCAAACGCUGAGACCCAGAAAUGGACUGUAAAUGGGGAGCUGCGUAUCGGCUUUUUCAGUCGCAAGACCAUUAUGCCUGGCGAAGAGAUUACCUUUGACUAUCAGUAUCAGCGCUAUGGACGAGAUGCUCAACGUUGCUAUUGCGAGGCAGCCAAUUGCCGAGGCUGGAUUGGUGGUGAACCCGACUCCGAUGAGGGCGAGCAAUUAGGUGAGAGCGAGAGCGAAGAGGAAUACGAGGAGGGAGCCGAGGCGGUUGAGCUAGAGAGCAAUGAUGAUUCAAGUGCGCGCCGUAAAUCGCUCAGCGGACGUAAGCAGCUCAAGGAUACAGCUAAGUCCAAGGCUAGAUUAAGUGGUAAACUGGCUACACGUAAACAGCGCAAGGAACAGCAGCCGAAGGUCAAGGAUCGUGAAUACAAGGCGGGACGCUGGUUGCGCCCCAGCGGCGAGAAGUCCGCUCGCAAACCUUCCAAAGUCAAGUUCCGCGCCACACUUGAAGAUCCCGAUGUUCUGGAGGAACUUUCAGUUCUCAGUCGCUGCGGCUUAAAGAAUCAAGUUGACACAUUACGUUUCUCGCGUUGCAUGGUGCGCGCCAAGCUGCCACGGACCCGCAUCCAACUGCUGGGUAUACUGACUCGCGGUGAAAUGCCCUGUCGACGUCUCUUCCUGGACUAUCACGGCUUGCGAUUGCUGCAUGCCUGGAUGAAUGAAAACGGCAACGAGCAAGAGAUGCUCCAGGCCCUGCUGGAUGCCCUAGAGAGUCUGCCCAUACCAAAUAAAACCAUGUUGAACGAGAGUCGAGUGUAUCAGAGCGUUAAAACGUGGAGCACCUUGUUGGAAAAACCGACUGAAGCCUCCGCCGACGCCGCUCUUACACCGUCAUCACAGCCCUCCACUGCCGCUUCGUCACCCACAUCGACCGCGUCACCCUCCUGCAUACACAUUUUAUCUAUGGAAUUGGUGCAGCUCCGCUCGCUAACGCUUCUGCAAAAGUGGGACGCUCUUCCUGAAAUCUUCCGCAUACCCAAACGGGAGCGUUUCGAACAAAUGAAGGAGCAUGAACGUGAAGCUGACCGCCAAUACGCAGCUACAGCCCUGGAGGAGAGCAGCAAUGCUUCGGCGUUGAGUAGCAGCGAUCGUUAUCGGCAGGAUCGCUUCAGGCGGGACACCUCCAGCCGUUAUGUGAAGCCCAAGACUACCCUGAUGAGCGGCAAUAACACCAUCUGCACCAUUACUACGCAGUCCAAAGAUGGACGCAAUACGCCCAAUAGCUCGAAUUUGUCCGGCAAUGGAAAUGGUGGCAGUGCCUACAAAGGCGAAGCACGUCGCCGCUCUGAAAUCAGCUCAUCCGAACGACCCAAAACUAUAUCCAAGGAACUGCGGCGUGAGAUGUUUGAGCGCAAGGUUGCCCAAGAUGAGGCCGAAAAACGUGUCUCGAGCGAGGAUUGGCGUGAGCACGAAGUGCGUUGUGAAUACUUUGGUGCCGAGCUGACCACAGAUCCAAAGCUGUUGCCAUUUUAUCACAUCACUUCGACGGACGAGUGGUUCAACAGCGACGACGUCCAAGUACCGGCACCGUCGCGCUGUGGCACAGGCGUUGAGAAAGAUGUGGCCUAUGACGAGCCAUCGGGCUCAACGGAUGUUGCCGACUAUAAGUUGCCUGCUUCAGUGGAACCGCUGCCCCCAUCUUGGCACUGGAGCGUUACUGCCGAGGGGAACAUCUAUUAUUAUAAUUUGCGUGAGCGCAUCUCUCAGUGGGAGCCGCCGAGUGUUCAGCAAAGGAUGCAGACGUUGGCGCCAAGUCCAACGAAUGAAGCCUCUGCCGAUUAUCUGCCUUGGGAUGUGGAGAAACUGCUGGUGAAUAUAGACUUGGAACAUGUGGGUAGUCUCAGUCCCAAAUCGCUGACAGAGUAUAUAGAGGGCAAGAUUCGGGAGCGUCGCGAAAUACGGCGGAGCCGCCUCGUCUCUGUCUGCGUCAUAAGCCCACGUCGCGAUGAGGAUCGCAUUUAUAACCAGAUCGAAUCACGAAAGUAUAAAGAGAAUAAGGAAAAGAUACGUCGCCGUAAGGAAGUGUACCGACGUCGUCGCACUGAAGCGGCGACAGCUCAGACAGAUGCUCCAGCCCCAGACUCAACCGGUGCUCGUGGCCCACUGCCAAUUCAGGGGUAUCUGUUCUCCUCCGACGAAGAAACGGAGGUGGCAGACGCGGAUACUUGCGGUGCAAAUAUCUCAACAUUGCCACUCAUCGAUGUAAUUGUCGAGGGCGACAAGAUCGUUGAUGAGUUGGAUGCAUUGAAUAGUCGACGCCAUGGACGCCUUGCUCUACCGAUGCCCCCGUUGAGCCUGGAACCCAGCACCAGCAAAUCAGCUUUGGCCGCUCUAGCUAGCCUGGCCAAGAAACCACCAACAAUGUCAACUACGGAGGUGAAGAGUGUCCUUGAUGCGAAUUAUGCUCUGGCUGCCACGAUCUCAAGCACCACCACUCCAGCAAAACGCAAACUCUUGCUGCCCAUGCCCCCGUUGCCGGAAUACAAACGACAUCGUUUGGAAAAACGGCGCAAGAACAUUUCGACUACCGCCAUUACUCGCGGAGUGAGUGACAAGUUCCGAAGUGAGAUUAGCGCCCAUGUGGCGGAAUUUUUACGUCCCUAUCGCAAAGAGAGCUGCCAUGUUGGACGCAUAACCUGCGAAGAGGAUUACAAAUUCCUAAUUAAACGCCUAAGCCAUCAUAUUACCACAAAAGAGAUGCGGUAUUGCGAUGUCACAGGCAAUAAUCUGGCCUGUACGGAAUCUGUGAAGCAUAAGUCCUACGAUUUUAUCAACCAAUAUAUGCACAAGAAGGGCCGUGUCUACAAGCGGCCCGUUGACGAACCUGAUUAUUAAAGCCCGCUGCCCUUGCACAUAAAACAAUAUGUGCGCCAUCCUCUUAACUGGGCUCAACAAAAACGACCGCUGGCCAUGCAUAGCUGGAGAAGAUUUUAGUUUAGUUACCGAUUAUGAAUUAUUUUAGAGCCAACGCGCGCUCGAAGGUCUUGAAAUUGUAAACAAAAUUAUAUUUUACGCCCAUCAUUAUUGUUUUUACAUUUAUACCUUCAUGGAGAAAACUUGAAUGAAUUGUAAUUAUAUAUUUUUAUUCCUUAUCGAGGAAUCCUUAUCGCAUUUUUUUUUUAUCAAGCAGUUUAGUUAUUACUAUAUCAGUUGUUGGAUAAAUGUAUUAAAUAUAUCAACACUAGAGGUUAAGUGGAAAAUGUACACGAGUAUAAUCAUGCUAGACUAUUUAAGUUUAUUACUCCAACUAACUAGAAAGGUAUAUAUCACAUAUGCAUGUGUGUGUAAAUGAAUAUAAAUUGUGAAUUGUCCUCCUUGCAAGAAAUUCAGUUAUUGAUUUGUUAAAUACUUUAAAUUAAGUUCAAGAUUUAGUAUAUAUUUUCAUUUAUUAUUUUGUUGAUCUGCAGAGAAUUAUUAUUAUGGAAACAUUUGUGUCUAAUUCUCGGCUCUCUAUCUACAGACGGUGAGGACAAAUAGUUAAUAAUAUGUAGUAUACGCAUAUACAAAGAUACAUUUGUAAUUGCUUGCAUGCAUCAGGUUUCAUUUUCGCAAGUUACCUUUUAAUUUCCUUUUUAUAUUCGCAUAUCACCCGGGAGUUUCUAACCAAUCAUGCUUUGUAUAAUUUAUUGAAUAAAUCAAUAAUAGAAUUAA